UCAAAACGAGGAAGCCACAUCUUCUCUCCUGCCUCCGACGUCGAUUCGGUUUCUCGGCGCUGUACGGCCGCGACGCUUCCUCCCUUCCCAACCUUCUGUCCUCUAUAUAAACCCCUCUAUUUUCUCAUUUCUCUCUCGUUGUCUCUCUCUCUCUCUUGGAUUUUCAUCGAACAGUAAGGCAAUCUGGGAAGUGACUGCUAAAGUCCUUGGUAUCCAAAAUGAUGGGAUCAUUUCUUACAAGGGGCCUUGUGAUGGUUCUCGGCUAUGCCUAUCCGGCUUAUGAAUGCUUUAAAACUGUGGAAAUGAACAAGCCUGAGAUUGAACAACUGCGGUUUUGGUGCCAAUACUGGAUUUUAGUUGCAGUGUUGACAGUUUUCGAGAGGGUUGGUGAUACCUUCGUUUCAUGGUUGCCUAUGUACAGUGAAGCCAAGUUGGCAUUCUUUGUGUAUCUGUGGUAUCCUAAAACAAGGGGCACGGCAUACGUCUAUGAUUCCUUCUUGAGGCCAUAUGUUGCAAAGCAUGAGACAGAAAUUGAUCGUAACUUGCUGGAAUUAAGGACCAGGGCAGGAGACAUUGCAGUUCUGUAUUGGCAGAGGGCUGCAAGCUAUGGCCAGACAAGGGUUUUUGAAAUUCUGCAGUAUGUUGCUUCCCAGUCACCAAAGCCUCGCCCCGCACAGCAACAGCAGAAAGCUGGGGUUCGUCCGCCACCACCAACUGCACCUACUCGCCAACCUGCCACACAGCAGACCCAGCCCGAACAGCCACUGUCACGUCAACCCUCAAACCCAGCUACAGUCCAGCAAUGGGAGCCAAGUCAGGAAGCCGACCCCACUCCUGUACCUCCAUCAGCAGCUCCCCAAGCACAAACCACAGCUCCUGGCCAAGCCAGCACUGAAACUACCACAGCCAGUCCAUCCGCAGUAGCGCCAAGCGAGGGAGAAGCGAUGCAGGUCGAAACGACGGCCGCUGUGGUAAAUGGGAGUCCGAAUCCUCCCCCACAAGAAGUGGUCAUGGAGGAAGCCAUUGGUGUGAUGCGUAGAAAGUUGAGGAAAACUAGAGCGGCAACAGCACCAGCAACAAACCGUUAGUAGUAAAUCUCUCUCUCUCUCUCUCUCUCUCUCUCUCUCUCUCUCUCAUUUUAGCUUUGUUAGUGGUGGAAAACAUGAUUGGUUUGAAUUGCCUUUUCCAAAAUCCCCCAAAUGUAAGUAAACAAGAAAGAGAAGACAACGAAGACUGUUGGAUAAAUUUAGGUAGUUGAUGCUGUUGAUAUAUGGUUAUUCUGUUGCCAUUCUUUCAA
Messenger RNA from Magnolia sinica, 1297 nucleotides. RefSeq names its product putative HVA22-like protein g. The coding region runs from base 219 to 1088 and encodes 289 amino acids. The transcript has 7 exons. The record is from RefSeq and is a predicted model, not a curated record. Lineage: Eukaryota; Viridiplantae; Streptophyta; Magnoliopsida; Magnoliales; Magnoliaceae.